Molecule: messenger RNA, 318 nt
Organism: Arabis nemorensis
Lineage: Eukaryota; Viridiplantae; Streptophyta; Magnoliopsida; Brassicales; Brassicaceae
Source: the annotation of a GenBank genome assembly
AUGAUCGGACAAGAUUGCUCGAAAGAAGAUAUUGUCGUCUUUCAAGGCUCGACGGCUCCGCUUCCAAAUGGAGUUCCUGCAUAUACAGUUGAGAUUGUCAACUCAUGUGUCUCUGAUUGCAGUAUCGCAGAGAUUCACGUCAAUUGCGGCUGGUUCAGCUCGGUCAGACUGGUUAACCCUAGAGUUUUCCGGCGACUCAGCUAUGAUGAUUGUUUAGUCAAUGACGGUGAACCUCUUGGUCCCGGACAGACUCUCUCUUUUCAAUAUGCUAAUAUCUUCUCUUACCCUCUCUCUGUUUCUUCAGUCUCUUGCUUCUGA